GGGGCUCGGCUAAGGAUCUCGCUCGGAUAUUUUCUGAAAAUUUCAACAGCAGAGCAUUAAGCAUCUUAUCCCCGCAACCUACCUGUACUGUAACCCCGCCAUGGAGACGCUGGGUUUGACGACUGCCUCAUCCCGCCAUCUCUCUUCGUCACCGUCUUCCUACUCCUCUCGCGCUGCCUUCUUUGGCCCGAGAAGGGUGCGAAGGCUAAAAGUUUCAGCAAAUUUUUCUUCUUCGUGGAUUGGCAAAAGCUUCUCCCUCGGUUCUUCGCAGAAUAAUGUCUUCACAAGAGAAGUAUGGGGUUGUGUCACUUCAACGUUUGCUAAUGUUAGACGAGAUAGAAGCUUCAUUGUUAGGGCUGAGAUGUUUGGGCAGUUGACAAGUGGGCUUGAAGCAGCAUGGAGUAAACUCAAAGGAGAAGAGGUUUUGACAAAGGAGAACAUAGCUGAACCCAUGCGUGACAUUAGAAGGGCUCUUUUGGAGGCUGAUGUGAGCUUGCCAGUUGUGCGGAGGUUUGUACAGACUGUUAGCGAUCAAGCAGCUGGGGUUGGAUUGAUUCGAGGGGUGAAACCAGAUCAACAGUUGGUAAAGAUUGUGCAUGACGAGCUUGUGAAACUUAUGGGCGGAGAAGUUUCAGACCUAGUUUUUUCCAAGUCUGGUACCACCGUGAUAUUACUUGCAGGAUUACAAGGCGUAGGAAAGACAACUGUCUGUGCAAAACUCGCCUUCUACCUUAAGAAGCUGGGUAAAAGUUGUAUGAUGAUUGCUGCAGAUGUUUAUAGGCCCGCAGCCAUUGACCAACUUAUGAUUCUGGGUGACCAGGUUGGCGUACCUGUUUACAAAGAAGGGACUGAAGUAAAACCAUCACAAAUAGCUAGAAAUGGAUUGGAAGAAGCAAUUAAAAGGAGGAUUGAUGUGGUCAUAGUGGACACUGCUGGAAGAUUACAGAUAGAUAAAGCAAUGAUGGAUGAGUUGAAGCAAGUGAAGCAGGUAACAAAUCCUACUGAAGUCUUGCUUGUAGUAGAUGCAAUGACUGGCCAAGAAGCUGCAGCCUUGGUGACAACUUUCAACAUUGAAAUUGGAAUAACUGGUGCAAUAUUGACAAAGCUGGAUGGUGAUUCAAGAGGUGGAGCUGCUUUAAGUGUUAGAGAGGUUUCUGGAAAGCCAAUUAAGCUUGUAGGUCGGGGAGAACGAUUAGAGGAUCUUGAGCCUUUCUACCCCGAUAGAAUGGCUGGACGCAUCUUAGGAAUGGGUGAUGUGCUAUCAUUUGUUGAGAAGGCCCAAGAAGUUAUGCGGCAGGAAGAUGCAGAGGACCUGCAGAAGAAAAUCAUGAGUGCUAAAUUUGACUUCAAUGACUUUCUAAAGCAGACACGAGCUGUUGCAAGAAUGGGUUCUGUGAGUCGUGUACUUGGAAUGAUACCAGGCAUGGGCAAGGUGACUCCAGCUCAAAUUCGUGAAGCCGAGAAAAAUCUUCAAGUUAUGGAAUUCAUGAUAAAUGCCAUGACGCCUGAGGAAAGGGAAAAGCCAGAAUUAUUAGCUGAAUCACCAACAAGGAGGAAGCGAGUUGCUACUGAAUCUGGGAAAACAGAGCAGCAGGUGAGCCAACUUGUUGCUCAGCUUUUCCAAAUGCGAGUUCGCAUGAAGAACUUGCUGGGGGUUAUGGAAGCAGGAUCAAUUCCAGCAUUGAAGGACCUGGAGGAGUCAUUAAAAGUUGAAGAGAAGGCACCUGCUGGUACAGCUAGGAGGAAAAGAAGAUCAGAAUCUCGGAGGCAGUUUGCAGAUUCAGUAUCUACAAGGCCAAGCCCGAGGGGCUUCGGGAGCAAGACUUGAGAGUAAGAUAUAUUGUGUUCUUUCUUCCCAAUCAUUCUAAUAUAAUUUUCUCAAGCAUUUUAAAACACGAGAGUUGUCCAUUAAUGAUAUCUGUUGUUAUCUAGAAAGGGGAUGCAAAAUUUUAUAUGAAAUCACUUCAUCCCUGCAGGCCAAAUGAAGAGUCUGUCUUUUACUGCUUCUUAAAGCAGCUUUUUAGUACAAAAUUUUUAAUUAUUUACUAGAAAGUCACUUUAAAAAGCAAAAAAAAAAAAAUCGUCCCAAACGAAGCCUUAGUCCUGCAUAGUAAAAGAACUGGAUUUGUGUCCUUUUUGUGGUAAUUAUAAGAUGGUACAAUUGUCCUCA
Messenger RNA from Dendrobium catenatum, 2170 nucleotides. RefSeq names its product signal recognition particle 54 kDa protein, chloroplastic. Gene Ontology annotation, biological process: SRP-dependent cotranslational protein targeting to membrane. The record is from RefSeq and is a predicted model, not a curated record. The transcript is spliced from 15 exons. The coding region runs from base 101 to 1828 and encodes 575 amino acids. Gene Ontology annotation, molecular function: GTP binding; ATP hydrolysis activity; GTPase activity. Gene Ontology annotation, cellular component: signal recognition particle. Lineage: Eukaryota; Viridiplantae; Streptophyta; Magnoliopsida; Asparagales; Orchidaceae.